AUGUCGGCCUUCGGUGGCUCGUCCCGCAAGGAAAACGCCGAGAAGCAUCAUCGUACAGCAUCGGCCUCGAUAGCGUUGAACAAUUCCCCGCCCAGAUACGAUACUCUAUCUCUCGAUACGCCUUCACCGAUCGAUGGCUCACCAUUGCAGUCAACGACAAAAGCAGAACGGCGGAUGUCACGCCCGGCAUCGACCAUCUUCACACAUGAUCCCCCGUUCAUGGAACUGUCAGAAGAUACUCCACCUGAACUGCAGCCUAUAUUCACCUUUCUCAACAACCAUGCAAACAAACUGUACCACGAAGGAUACUUUUUGAAGUUGAAUGAUCUGGAUAACCAUGGCCGGCCUUAUUCUGACAGACAGUGGGUCGAAUGCUAUGCCCAGCUCAUUGGAACGGUGCUUUCAGUAUGGGACGCUGCUGCGCUGGACGCAGCAGCAGAGGGAGAAGAAGUCCCAUCGACAUUCAUUAACCUGGCAGAUGGUUCCAUCAAAGUGGCGCAGAUCGAGACAUUACCUACCAGAAAUCAAGCGAUGGAGCCGCUCAAGAAUGUAUUGAGCGUAUGCUCUGCCGGCCAAAAUCGGUAUCUCCUACAUUUCAAUUCGUUUCAUUCGUUGACACAGUGGGCAUCGGCCAUUCGUCUGGCUUUAUUCGAGCAUACCUCUUUAUAUGAAGCCUACACGGGUUCAAUCAUCGCUGGCAAAGGCAAACAUCUCAACAACAUCCGUUCGAUUUUGGACCGCAACCGAUUCAAGCAGGAAGACUGGGCCCGUGUCCGAUUUGGAGCAGGGACACCAUGGCGACGCUGCUGGUUUGUCAUCACCCCUCCUAACGAGAAAGAAUAUCAGAAGGCCCAGAAGUCACUGAAGAAGUCCGCCUACGACCGGGCUCCAAAAAUGAUCACCGGGGAUAUUAAGUUCUAUGACACAAAAAAGACCAAGAAAGCCAAACCGAUCGCGACUAUCACCAAUGCCUACUCUGCCUAUGCCAUAUACCCCCAGUCCAAAGCUCUGAUUGACCAAUCGACACUCGUCAAAAUUGAAGGCACCGUUACAAUCCAUUCACAGCCGGAAUCGGCUUCUGAGGGAUUCGUCUUUGUUAUGCCCGAGGUGCAUCCCGCCAUUUCUGGUUUUGAGAUGAUGGUUCGCUUCCUCGUUCCCACCUUCGAUACCUUCAACCUCUACGGACGGCCGACACGUCUCAUUGCCGCAACAAACCAUAUUAAGAGCAUCAUGUUCGCAUUCCCGAACCAUCAGCGCUACGGUUACCUGGACAUCUUGGAUGUCGCGAAUCUGAUGCAGGUGCCCGGCAGCCACGACUGGACCGAGGCGGAGUGGAGAAAACAGCUGAAGGAUGCGACAGCGCGCCAUAUGGCCGCGGUGGGUAGCAGAACCAGCAGUAUCUCUUCCAAGAAGCCGCGCUUCAGAGCUAGCCUUCCAAGCCGGUACAGUAACGUGUCCGCUGGUGUUUCUCGUCUCAAUGGGCUACCCGAGAGUCGACCUGAAUACAACCAGUCCGCGGAUACCAUCCUUCAUGAAUCACCGAAGGAGGAUUCCCUUGCCUCAGCUUACCAUGCCCGAGGCUCUUCGGAUACAACUGGUAUAAAUUUCAUUCGUAAACGGGCGCAGACUUCGGCCUUGGAGAGCUCCCCAUCAUCCUCCGAUCAAGAUCUGGCCCCAAGUGAACGGGGCCUGACUGGUACUACCCGUGUCAGCGAUCGUAGCAGUGAGAACGACUGGAAGCUGCAUCCAGACCCUGAGGCCGAAGCCAUUGGGGAGGAUCUCCGCCCUCAAUCUCCUCCUGACCCUGUUUCGAUGCCACCCGCAUUUAUGCAUGCUCCCGGAGACACUCCUUCUCAUCGGCCGCUGCCUUCGCCGGAUCUAAGAAAGAUGAACAACAGAAUGUCGGACACUACCCUCACUCAGCUCGCUGCUGCUGGGAAAAUGAGUAUGGCCAGCUUGGCCUUGCAUGCGUCGGACCGUUCUGGGAUCCAGGAAUCUGACGAAUCAACUCAACACGUGUCAACUGCACAAAACAUCUGGUCCUUGGGGUCUGACAGCACUGACAGCUCGUCAAAUUCAAGCCGUGAGGCACUCAAAUCUCAAGAGCAGACUCCCCCAGCCACCGCAAACCCCAACAGCGUCUUUGGUCCGCCACUGGUCAAGCCAACCGGAAACAAUGUCUCUGCAGAUCCCGUAAAAGUCGUGAAAAGGAAACCAUUGCCCUCACAGCAGCCCAAGGAACUGGACUCUCAGAGCCCCGCCGAGCCCACCUACGAUGACCUCCGCCACACGGUGGACGAGGAAGUUCUGAACUGGGUCACAUCACGUCAGUUGUCGUUCCCUUCGACUGAUGAAGAUCGCCAGGUCGAUGACGAGAGCGUUUACGACGAUGCGUCUACAACGUCCCCUGACUACGCUAGUACCCACGAGUCGGUUUAUAGCAAGAAGUCUGUACGCUCCACGAAACCCAGAAUGGGGGUAAUGAAAACCGUCGGAAUGGAGCCCAAGAAAGACCUUGUCAUUGGGGAUGCACACUACUCGCUCGACCAGGAAUCGCGAAACAACUCUGACAUUCCAACCGUGGAUUUUGGACCAACGCUCACCUAUCUGCCGACCACUGGACGGCCGAGCACAUCAGAUACUCUGAAGAAAUCCGCACACCACAGGACUGAUUCCGAUGCAACGGAGAAGCAGCGAUACGCAGUGCCUACUCAUCUGAAGGACCUUCCUCAUUCCCGGUCUCCCAGUCAGGACGAAUUUCGUCGCAGCAUGUUGUGGCAACCUGGCAUGGCUGCUACACGCCCAGUCACCCCUGGCGGUCUAACACCAGAACAGUUUGUCCAGCAACGCGCAGCUCCCAGCCCGCCAAUCCAAGUACAUCACCAUCGCACAACCUCUACGACGCCUCCACCGCGGAGACCACUCUCCGGUGACUGGAUGGCACAUACCCGCUCUCAGUCUCAAAUGACAGUCCCCAGAGAACCUCAUCCCCGACCUCGUUCCCGUGGUGCCAGUAGCAUGCUGAAUUAUAACGAUAUCUCAUCUCAUCUCUCCGCUCGGGAGCAGGAGCAUGUAGCUCGUAUGACGGGAUCCUCCUUCUUCAAUAUCUCUAGCGAGAAGAGCAAACAGUCGCCUCCCGUCGACCCCAUGGGCCUUGUGGGUGCGAUCGACGCUCGUGAGCGGGAGAAGAAGCACAUCAAGGAAGGAAUGUCGAACCAGAUGGUGCAACAUGCGAUCGCGCAGCGCCAACAACAUUGGCAGCACCAGCAGCUCGCUAUGACACCACCAGCCAACUACGGGCUGCAAAGCGGUCAGCACAGCAGUGUUUACAACCUUCCCGCCGCGAGUCACACUUGGGAUGCCCUCAACCAGUCGUACCACGCUGAUGAGCCACGACGUCAAUCUUGGUUUGGGCCAUACAAUCAACCACCGCAAACACCACCCAUGUAUCCACCAACGCAGCCUGUUGCCCAACCUACUGGGUAUUUCAGCAAUGGGGCUCCUAUGCAAUAUUAG
This is a messenger RNA of Aspergillus clavatus NRRL 1, 3516 nucleotides long. Its product is annotated as PH domain protein. The record is from RefSeq and is a predicted model, not a curated record. Bases 1 to 3516 code for a protein of 1171 amino acids. Lineage: Eukaryota; Fungi; Ascomycota; Eurotiomycetes; Eurotiales; Aspergillaceae. The transcript is spliced from 3 exons.